ACCCUUCGUUUUUCCGGCAAUGAAAAAAAAAGCAACGCCUUCUGAAACGUCGCCUGCAGCUGAUGGAUCAGUGGCUCAGAAAUGGAGAGCGACAACACUGUAAGGAGACUCAAAGCCUUCGGGACACACAAGUACGUCGCGCAGGAAAACGACGGUUCCCGGCACCGCUGCGGCAAUAACGGAUACAGCGGUGACCCGAAGAGGAAGCCCGAAGUGAGCCUGUACUUGCUGCGAGAAGGGCUCGCAGCCUGUCUGGUCGCCGUGUUUAUUCUGGUGCUCUGGGGACUUGUUCACUUGUCGUUACGGCAGCUCGUCGUUGGAAAGACGAGCGGCGAGUUCGACGCAGCGAGGGCCAGACAACACUUGGAGCACAUCACCAGCGUCGGCCCCCGGCCUGUGGGCAGCCAGGAGAAUGAAGUCCUCACUGUGGGUUAUUUGUUGGAGCAGAUCGAGAACAUCCGGGCUGAAUCCGCAGCGGGCCUUCACCAGCUCACAGUCGACGUGCAGCGCCCCACCGGCUCCUUCUCCAUCGACUUCCUCGGAGGCUUCACCAGCUUCUAUGACCGCGUCACCAACGUCGCUGUCAGGCUCGAGCCCAAGGGCGGCGCACAGCACCUGAUGCUGGCUAACUGUCACUUUGACACCGUGGCCAACAGCCCAGGUGCCAGUGACGACGCAGUGAGCUGUGCGGUGAUGCUGGAGGUUCUCCACUCUUUGGCCAACCAGUCCACCCCCCUUCGCCAUGGAGUCGUCUUUCUCUUUAACGGAGCGGAGGAAAAUGUCCUGCAGGCCAGUCAUGGUUUCAUUACCCAGCAUCCCUGGGCCAAGCAGGUGCGAGCCUUCAUUAACUUGGAGGCUGCGGGCGUCGGGGGAAAGGAGGUUGUUUUCCAGACAGGUCCUGAAAACCCGUGGUUGGUCCAGGCCUACGUCCACGCAGCCAAACACCCCUUUGCUUCUGUGGUCGGCCAGGAGGUCUUCCAGAGCGGCAUCAUCCCCUCCGACACCGACUUCCGCAUCUACAGGGAUUUUGGCAACAUCCCAGGAAUUGAUCUGGCCUUUAUUGAAAACGGUUUUAUCUACCAUACUAAAUACGACACUGCUGACAGGAUCCUGACAGACUCAAUACAGAGAGCAGGCGACAACAUCCUCGCCGUCUUGAAGCACCUGGUGAUGUCAGACAAAUUGGCCGAUUCCUCCGAGUAUCGCCACGGCAACAUGGUCUUCUUUGACCUGCUAGGAGUAGUUGUGGUUGCAUACCCAGCUCGUGUCGGCACCAUCCUCAACUACAUAGUAGCCGCAGCCACCUUCCUGUAUUUGGCCAAGAAAGCCUCGCUGCCUGGCAACGGAGGCGGGCGCUACGUCCGGGAUCUGGCCUGUGCCACGGGCGUGGCGGUUCUGAGCUGGUUCAUCACCCUGCUGUCGGUGCUGAUCGUCGCGCUCUUCGUCACGCUGCUGGGCCGCUCCAUGUUCUGGUACAACCACUUCUACGCUUCCAUCUGCCUCUACGGGACUGCAGCCACCGGCAAGAUGAUCCUCAUCCACACCCUGGCCAAGAACCUUUACUACGGGGGUGUUCGUCUGGUGGAGCUGGGCGAGCUCUACUUCGACGUGAGCCUGCUGCUGUGGUGCUGCAGCUUGGUGUGGCUGACCCAGCAGGGCCUGUGCUCGGCCUACGUUCCCAUGCUGAUGGUGGCCUUCCCUCUGGCCACCAGGCUGCUGCUGACUAAGGAGUUCAAACACAGAGGAGCAUCGGUGAAGUACAGCGUGUUCUACCUGCUGGGCCUGGCGUUGCCGUACGUUCACUUCAUGUUCCUCAUCUGGGUCGUAUUUGAGAUCUUCACGCCCAUAAUGGGUCGCAGCGGCACAGAGAUCCCACCCGAGGUGGUGCUGGCCUCUCUCAUCACCCUGGCAACCAUCUUCCUCUCCUCCUUCUUUCUGCAUUUCAUCUACCUGGUGCGGAGCACUAAGUGGAUCCUGGCUGGCCUGGGCUCCGCCUUCGUGAUCAUGUUCCUCUUGAUUUCGUGCGGCCAGUUCUUCCCUUACUCGGGCAGUGCAGACAGCCCGCGGCCCAAACGGGUCUUCCUGCAGCACACAACCAGGACCUUCCACAACCUCGAGGGACGGGUGGAAAGCCGGGACUCGGGUCUUUGGAUCAACAGCUUCGACUACACGGCCAUGCAGCACGUCACGCCCAUCGUCCCCGAGCUCAACGACAGCGUUCGCACCCAGUGCCGGGAGGACCACCCCUUCUGUGGCUUCCCCUGGUUCCUGCCAGUCAAGUUUCUCAGCAAGAAGAACUGGUAUCUUCCUGCACCCGAAGUGUCCCCCAGCUCCCCGGUGGAGUUCAACCUGCUGUCCAAAGAGGAGACCACCUGGGGGACCAUCAAGAUGACCUUUAGUGUGAAAGGACCUAGCCACAUGUCCUUGUACCUGAUGCCUCACCGUGGAGCAAGCCUCUCCACGUGGUCCUUCGGCGAUGGGAGGCCUCAGUUUGACCUGAGUGGAGAAUACUUUAUCUUUUAUUCCCACGGUCUUGAUGCCCCGACGUGGACCUUCUGGUUCGAAAUACAGCCUCCAAGGGAACCGGACCCGUCGGGCCCUGAGGGGAUGAUCUCCGUCGCCAUCUCCUCCCACUAUUUCUUUGGAGAGGACCAGAGGACUGCUCAGCUGGAGGAGCUCCUCCACAGGUUCCCCACCUGGGCUUUUCCGUCCUUUUGGGUCAGCACCUAUGACAUGUACCGAUACUGACGGCCGCACACGUCAGAGUCUGACGGCGAGCGCCACAUGGCCACCAGGACCGUCCUAGGAGAUGCUGCAGAGCGAGGGGGUGUCCUACCAGCCUUUUUCCACACAAACACGCACAAACACACGCUCACGCUCCCUCCUGGCCUGUAACACCCCAUCACUGUGUCCGCAGGCCCAGUAGCUAAACGGGCCAGAGGUAAGCGCAGCGGCCCGAGGCAUCAGCCACUACAAGCCUCAUGUUCACUCAUUGGUCAGAGCAACCAAGGUGUUAGGAAUCAUUAUUUUUGUUCCUGUUGUGCCUUUGCAUCGCUCACGUCACCUCCCUCUCCUCCUGCUGACUCCCCUUCCCGUUCCUCCCUCCCCCAUGCUGCUGUAACCACUAACACCCUUCUCAGACUUCACUAUGUGCACUGAUGGACGUGUUUGGAAAACGGGGAACAAUCGUUUUUUGUUUGACUCCUCCUCCGACUCUUAACUGGAAACGGUGACAUGUUAAAAGUCACUUUUCAUCAGCACGUAAGAAAAUAUCAGCAAACCAGUUAACUGUGAAACUCAUUGUCAUUCCUCUCAAACAUCACUAGGUUAUAGGCCCUAAAUUAAAACAGCUGGCAAAAAUCCAGAUGUCAUCGUGUUCUUGAAAAGGAUUUCCUAAACAUUUCACAUUGCAGUUACUCUGACAGAAAUAUUCAAGUAACUGCUGCUAAAGCACUCAUUUUUACAUAUACAUGUCAUUUUUAAAUGAAGUUGAUAAUUAUUUUGAUUAAUUUGCAAGCAAUAUGCAUGAAAAAUCAGUUUUAAUACUAAAAUCUUUUAUUAGAACAUUUCAUUUAUUAGAAAAUAGGACGCUGUGUAGCUGCAGUUGAAUCAAAUAGAACAUUUUAAGGCUGGUGGAAGCUGCUCUGUGCUCACGGUUAAUAACGUUUUCCUUCAGCUUAGAGGCAUGUAAUAAAGUCAAAUGAUGCACUGGGUUCGGGUAACAGCUCAUGAACUGUCGCCUGCUCUCUCUUCUCUUUUCAUGAGCGUUGAUCCUCUGUCACAAGUGUCAGAACCAGUAUGAGCAGUCACUGUCAGCAUCACCACUACCUCCCGUACUGGUCCAAACAACAACGAGCACACGUUGUUACUGCUCUGAAAAGACUGUUUUAAAUGUUGAACAGCUCGGAUCGUUUUCGCCGAGGGAAGACUCUCAGCCUGUUUAGUUGUGGUUUAAACACUAUGGAGUGCCGCACCGUGCUGCGUUAUGUAGCUGGAGAAUCUGUUGGGAAGUAUAAGCCUGAGUCUUGCUCAGCCUCCACUAGCAGCUGGCAGUGACACAUCCACGCCCUAUGUGUAAAACCCAAUAGACAAAGCAGAUAUGGAGACUGAAAGUUAAGGUUCAAGCUACACUUCGUGAAAAGGGUUUCACUUUUCACUUUGAUCGUACCACUUGUAUGUUCAUGUUUAUGUAUGUUUUCUCAUUUUUAUUUCUCGGACACGCUGGCUUAAAAAUUGGGAAUAAAACUUGACUGUGAUUCUU
Betta splendens (Siamese fighting fish) is the source of this 4261-nucleotide messenger RNA. RefSeq names its product endoplasmic reticulum metallopeptidase 1. Gene Ontology annotation, molecular function: metalloexopeptidase activity. The record is from RefSeq and is a predicted model, not a curated record. Lineage: Eukaryota; Metazoa; Chordata; Actinopteri; Anabantiformes; Osphronemidae. The transcript is spliced from 15 exons. Gene Ontology annotation, biological process: proteolysis. The coding region runs from base 82 to 2748 and encodes 888 amino acids.